This is a messenger RNA of Hyaloperonospora brassicae, 906 nucleotides long. The record is from the annotation of a GenBank genome assembly. NCBI's taxonomy places the organism in Eukaryota, Oomycota, Peronosporomycetes, Peronosporales, Peronosporaceae.
AUGAUGGACCAACUGAAGCAACAGAGCAAGAAGGCGAGCGAGAAGCUCGAGGGGUUGUCCAAGCAGACGCAGCAGGAGAUGGACAAGAUGCAGAAGGAGCUGGAGAAGACGAGCAAGAAGGCGCAGAAGAGCCUGGAGAAGACCGGCAAGCAGACCAAGAAGAGCAUGGACAAAGCCAUGAAGGAGACCAAGAAGAGCGUGGGAGAGGCCAUGAAGGAGACCAGGAAGAGCGUGGGAGACGCCAUGAAGGAGACCAGGAAGAGCGUGGACAAGGCCAUGGAGGGGACCAAAGAAGCGACCGCAAGCAGUGGCACGAGUCUCUUGCAGUCGACGAAAGACGCGGUGUACGUUGAUGUAAGCAGCAAGGAGAAGAAGGUCAGGCUACGACGUCAAAAGGACUCGAGCGACGGGGACAGUGACGAAGAGGACGGUCUGCUGGACGACAUUGGGGACGAGUUUGACCAGUUGACGCUCCACCAGCGCUUGCUAAGUGCCAUCGGCUGCUAUGUGCUCAGUGGGCUCUUUGCCUUUGCCGCCACCGUCAUGCUGUGCACGAGCGUGCACCACGUGCGCUUCUACGCGUUCUUCUACUCCUUGAGCAAUCUUGCCACCUUUUCCAGCCUCAUUUUCAUCAUGGGACAGCAACGUCUACAGAAGCGCAUGCUCUCGCGCAAGCGAAGCGCAGCGGGUACAGCUUGGAUCGGCGCGUUGGCGCUCACGAUCGUGGUGGCCUUUGUCUGGCCCUCGCACUGGUUCAUGGUACUCAUGCUGCUUAUCCUGCAGUUUGGCUGCAUGAUCUGGUACAGCGUGUCGUACUAUGCGUUCGGACGCAAGUUUCUGCACAAGUACAUGGCGAAGCGAGUGGUGUUGGUCGAUGCCAUGGACGGCAAGAUCGACGGCAAGUGA